AUGGACACCUCGCAACUACGUAAUCUUCCCAGCGUCGAACGCGUCGUAAACAGUUCGGACCUUACCCAUGAGGUAACCACCUACGGGCGCGAUUGGCUCGUUGGGUUGGCUCGCCGGGCGGUGGAUGAUGCCAGGCAACUGGUCAUGAGCGGCGCUGCCGCACCCCAGCUCGAUGCCAUCUGUCGCUCGGUGAAAGACGCGGUUCAAGAACUGGUUACGCCUUCACCCCGACCCGUCAUAAACGCCACCGGCGUGGUGAUUCACACCAACUUGGGGCGCGCCCCCCUUAGCCGAGCUGCCCUGGCCGCCGCCGACGCCGCCGGUAGAGGGUACUCAGACCUGGAAAUCGACCUGGCCACCGGCCGCCGGGGUUCGCGGCAGGCGCACCUGCAAUCCCUGCUCCAACAAAUUAACGGCGCCGAGGCCGCCCUCGUAGUCAACAACAACGCAUCGGCCCUGUUGCUGGGGUUGUCUGCAUUGGCGUCCGGACGCGAGGUCGUGGUCUCCAGGGGCAGAGGCGCAGUGGCGGAGAUCGGCGCUGGCGGUGGUUCACGAUUACCGAUGUCCUCGUCUCAGUCAAUAGCGGGCUGCCACCUGGUGGACGUGGGGACGACCAACCGCACUUACGUUCGCGAUUAUGCCGAUGCCGCCACCGAAAACACUGGAGCAUUUCUGAAAGCCCAUGCCAGUAAUUUCCGGGUGGAAGGGUUCACGGCCGCGGUGGGCGAACGCGAGUUGGUGGAAUUGGGCAACCGCUCCGGCGUUCCGGUGUUGCACGACGUGGGUAGCGGGUCGUUGUUGCCCACUGAACGCUACGGGUUGGCUCACGAGCCCACUCCCCAGGAAAGCAUCGCCGCCGGUGUGGGACUGGUGUUCUUCUCCGGAGACAAGCUGCUCGGCGGGCCCCAGGCCGGCAUAGUCGUCGGUAAACGCGACCUGGUCAGCCGCCUGGAGCGACAUCCCCUCGCCCGUGCGGUUCGAAUCGACAAGAUGAGCCUUGCCAGCCUGACGGCAACCCUC
Geodia barretti is the source of this 1020-nucleotide messenger RNA. The record is from the annotation of a GenBank genome assembly. NCBI's taxonomy places the organism in Eukaryota, Metazoa, Porifera, Demospongiae, Tetractinellida, Geodiidae.